GGCUCUGGACCUGGCAUGUUGAGAUCCUGCCCAUCUUCCCCGAGUGGGACGCUUCUCCUAGUGGAGUGCGGAGUUGUGGUUCCCUGGAGGGGGCCGGCGGUGCUCCGAGGCCCUCCGGACCAGCUCAUCUCCUGUUCCAUGUACGACGGCUUGGCCGACAGUUACAGCGGCUACGGGACCACCGGACGGAGCAGCUACUACUCCAAGUUCCAAGCGGGGACCGGCUCCUGGGGCUACCCGAUCUACAAUGGGACUCUCAAGCGGGAGGCUGACAGCAGGCGGUUCAGCUCCUACAGCCAGAUGGAGAGCUGGGGCCGGCACCACCCCCGGGGCGGCUGGCCAGCCCCUGGCGCGGGCAGCGACAUCUGCUUCAUGGAGAAGAUCAAAGCCAGCCGCAGCGAGCCCGACCUCUACUGCGACCCCCGGGGCACCCUGCGCAAGGGCACUCUGGGCAGCAAGGGCCACAAGGCCACCCAGAACCGCUACAGCUUCUACAGCAGCUGCAGCGGCCAGAAGGUAGCCAAGAAGUUCCCGGCACACCCACCCUCCUGCACCUCCAGGCAGGACCCGGGGAGCAUCCCGCCCGCCUCCUGCCACAAGGACCUGUCCUUCAGCCACUCGCGGGCCAGCUCCAAGAUCUGCAGUGAGGACAUUGAGUGCAGUGGGCUGACCAUCCCCAAGGCCGUGCAGUACCUGAGCUCCCAGGAGGAGAAGUGCCAGGCCAUCGGAGCCUACUACAUCCAGCACACCUGCUUCCAGGACGAGUCUGCCAAGCAGCAGGUCUAUCAGCUGGGCGGCAUCUGCAAGCUGGUGGACCUCCUCCGCAGCCCCAACCAGAACGUGCAGCAGGCGGCAGCCGGCGCCCUGCGCAACCUGGUGUUCCGGAGCCCGGCCAACAAGCUGGAGACCCGGAGGCAGAACGGGAUCCGCGAGGCCGUCAGCCUCCUGAGGAGGACCGGGAGCACCGAGAUCCAGAAACAGCUGACAGGGCUGCUCUGGAACCUGUCCUCUGCGGACGAGCUGAAGGAGGAGCUGGUCGCCGAAGCCCUGCCGGUCCUGGCCAACCGUGUCAUCAUCCCCUUCUCUGGCUGGUGUGACGGCAACAGCAACCUGGCCCGGGAGGCCGUGGACCCCGAGGUCUUCUUCAACGCCACGGGCUGCUUGAGGAACCUGAGCUCCUCUGACGCUGGCCGACAGACGAUGCGAAACUACACCGGGCUCAUUGACUCCCUCCUCGCCUACGUCCAGAACUGCGUGGCAGCCAGCCGCUGUGACGACAAGUCUGUGGAGAACUGCAUGUGCGUCCUGCACAACCUCUCCUAUCGCCUGGACGCCGAGGUGCCCACCCGCUACCGCCAGCUGGAGUACAAUGCCCGCAACGCCUACACGGAGAAGUCCUCCACCGGCUGCUUCAGCAACAAGAGCGACAGGAUGAUGAGGCAGGGAAGGUGGCAGAAGGUGGUCAGCACCUCUUUAGGUGACAGGUACGUCGACCUAGGCUUCAGUCCAGGCGAGAGCCUCACUCUUCCUUCCCCUCAGAUGUCCAGCGGCAUGAGCCAGCUGAUUGGGCUGAAGGAGAAGGGCCUGCCUCAGAUCGCCCGCCUCCUGCAAUCUGGCAACUCCGACGUGGUGCGGUCUGGAGCCUCCCUGCUGAGCAACAUGUCCCGCCACCCAGUGCUGCACCGAGUGAUGGGGAACCAGGUGUUCCCAGAGGUGACCAGGCUCCUCACCAGUCACACUGGCAACACCAGCAACUCGGAAGACAUCUUGUCCUCGGCCUGCUACACCGUGAGGAACCUGAUGGCCUCCCAGCCGCAGGUGGCCAAGCAGCAUUUCUCCAGCAGUAUGAUCAACAAUGUCAUCAACCUGUGUCGCAGCAGUGCCUCGCCCAGGGCUGCAGAGGCUGCCCGACUCCUCCUGUCUGACAUGUGGGCCAGCAAGGAGCUGCAGGGCAUCCUCAGACAGCAAGGUCUCGACAGGAACAUGCUGGGAACCUUGGCCGGGCCCAGCAGCUUCAGGAACUUCACGUCCCGGUUCUAAGAGGAGGCUGCCCAGGGAAGUCCAGCUUCCAGAAGUGAUCGGACCCAGCUGAGAAGACCCAGGCCUUGCUGGAGGGGUUAUUCUGUCCACCUGUGCAGUAUUUGGAAACAUUCAAACGCAGCUGAGAGCAAACCGGGACGCGGCGGAUGACGGAUUUAUUUUUAGAUUUUUUUUCCUUGGGGGAACUGACAGGCGAUGGGGGUUGGGGAGGGCGGGGGGGCUUUUCUUGAGUUAAGGGGGCUUACAUCUAAUGUUAAUACUUCUUUCGCUGAGAAAUGGUACAUAUACACGUUUGUCAUGUGUGUGUGCACGUGCGUGCACUAGUGCUGACAGCCGGACCUCAGACUGCAGAGCUGGGUGAGCUGUUGGCUUGCAGCCGGGCACGACACGCCCUCGUGGGCAUGUCCAUGUACUGUUGGUUUAGCUGCCCCUGGUUUCCAAAGUGUGCCAUGCCAGGGCAGGGGUCCUCCCCAGGGCCAGGCCCACGAGGUGUCCUGCAGGGGGCGGGAGUAGCUGGGGCUGGGGCUCCCCCUCUUAGGAGGCGGCUUUGCAGGAAGGGAGGUUGGCAGGGUUCAGUGUAUCUCCUGGGAAAAUCGAGCUGUCUGAUUGUGGCGGCCUCCCCGCAGUGCCACGGGGACGGGGCUGGGCGGGGCGUGGGCUCCUGAAGACGGGCCAGGACAGGCCUGCUUGCUUUGCUAUGUGAAGUCUGCCCCGAGAGUCAGAGCCAGCGAGGGGGGCUGGCCACUCUCUCAGGCUGCAUGCCUGUCAGAGAAGCCUCGGCCUGUGAAGCCCCUGCCUUCAGGGGGCUUGUCACCUACUUUUUGCAGGAGGAAGAAGGCAGCGUGGUGCUCACAGCCCAGGAGCUGUCGGGACGGCUGCUGGUCUUCAUAUUCCUGGGGUGAGGGCGGUGGGCAGGCUAGGCUGGGCAGGGACCCGCUCCAGCCUCAGAGGGAAUUAGCCAGGAGGGUACUUCCCAGGGCGUGGGCCGAGAUUCAAGUGAGUGGGUGUUUUGGGUCCCGGGAGCCUUGGAGGAAGGGAUUUGGCUAGAUCAGAAGGGACUAUCACAUCAGAGCACCAGCCAGCCCAGCCAUGGCUGUCUCUGCUCCUUCCCCGGAGCCCCAGCCAUCUGUCCCUGCUCUGUGUUUGUGAAAACCACAGGGGACGUGAUAAAAGAGGCCCAUCAGGGGCACCUGCCACACCGAGACCCCCAACUCCUUUGCAUUUCGGGUGAGAAGCAGAGGAGGGGCCUCCUGAGGGAGAGGCUUGUGCAAAUAGCCCUGAGUCUGUCCUGCACGAUGGGGCAGGCCGUGGCGUCCCCAGGCCUCCCUGGCGGCAGCCUCCCGGCCCUGCAGCAGCGAUGACAGGACGCAGGACGGAGCCUAGGUCCUCUGGCACUGAAGGUGCUCCUCCCUCCUCCCCGCAAGUCUCCUCCCCGCCCGCACUUCCCCCCAGUCCGGCCCCACUGCUCACCCCAGGAGGCAGAACAGAAGGACCUCUGGGCCCAGCACCUGUCUGCUGGGGGACCUGGCAGCGGGACG
Molecule: messenger RNA, 3578 nt
Organism: Vicugna pacos (alpaca)
Lineage: Eukaryota; Metazoa; Chordata; Mammalia; Artiodactyla; Camelidae
Source: RefSeq, a predicted model, not a curated record